Carcharodon carcharias (great white shark) is the source of this 1103-nucleotide messenger RNA. Its product is annotated as kelch domain-containing protein 9-like. Lineage: Eukaryota; Metazoa; Chordata; Chondrichthyes; Lamniformes; Lamnidae. The coding region runs from base 36 to 1103 and encodes 355 amino acids. The transcript is spliced from 5 exons. Gene Ontology annotation, molecular function: cyclin binding. The record is from RefSeq and is a predicted model, not a curated record.
GACCGUUACCCAGGCAACUUGAGCUCACUGCAGCAAUGCAGGCUGGAGGUGGUCGAAAGCGAGUCCCGAGUGCUCCUGAGGCCCGGUGUGGCUGGAAGAGGGUGGGAUCCUCAGAAUUACUGGCCAGAGCCUUCCACACCGCCAACCUGGUGGGGGGCAAGUUGGUGGUCUUUGGUGGGGUGCGGUCGGUGGACCCCCGGGUUCCGCCGCUGAACGACCUGGUGGUCCUGGAACCCUCCACCCUGGCGGUCGAGAGGGUGGUCACUGGAGGUCCACCCCGCAGCCACCAUGGCGCAGUGACCCUCCAGGACCGCUGGCUGUUGUCGGUGGGGGGCUGGGACGGGAAGAGGCGGGUGGCGGAGGUCCACGCCUUCGAUUUGGAGACGGGAGGAGGCUGGAGGGAGCUGACCCCCGGGCAUGGCAGCCAGCCUCCCGCCGGACUGAGCGGACACACCUGUAACAAGAUCUCCGAGCGAGAGUUGCUGAUCGUGGGGAGAGAGGGGGGCAUCCACAUGCAGAGGAGAUUUGCCAGUGUCUUCACACUCCACAUCGAUGCCCACGCACAGAGAUAUUGGUACAAGGAACGUGAGUCACACACAGCCUCGAGAUCAGGUCACUCCGCCAUCCUGGCCCGGAUACAUGGCCAGCGGACGUCCGGAUACAAAUUGCUGGUGUUUGGAGGCCGGAAUUCCACCGAGAUCGAGACGGUCAGGGUCUGGACUGAAGGGGAAGUGAUGCCAGACCCUCUCCACGCCCCCAGACUCACUGAGCAUCUCCGCUCGCUCAUUACCUCUGGAAUAGCUCAACCCAUGAGGCCAGGAGCCCUACGUCAUCACUCCAUGACCCUGGUGGGCCCCUUCGCUGUGCUAUACGGAGGAGAGUGUUUCAACAAGACCACAGACACCGUCUGCAACGAUCUCUUCCUCUACGACACACGCUCUCCAGGGGGAAUGUGGUUCCAUCUCCCGACCUGCGACCCAGAGAUGAAGAGGGUCGGCCACCGUGUUGUGGUGCUGGGGGAGAGUCUGUGCCUUACCGGGGGUCGAGGACGAGAUGGAAAGAGUUGCUGCCCCCAGAUCUACACUCUGGACACCAAGGGAUGA